CAUAUCAGCACUAUACAAACCUGAAGAGUGCCAGGCCUUCGCUCACACUGGAACGAUCGGAGCGAGUUACUUUACAAGCCUGUGCAUUCGGCCCAUUAUUUUAAAUAUAAAGGUUAAAUUCCCAGGAGGCUGGAGACUCGGGUAAUUAAUACUGCAUUUAAGGCGCGGCCUUUUAUCUAAACAGGGAUCUCCGUAGUCUUAGGGCGCCAGUCGGUAGUAUCACUCGCACCGCCUGGUUCCUCUCCUCCGCUGGAGGUGCUGUGCUCGGCAAUCAAAGCUGGCAAGACUGCAGCGCAGUACCGCUAUAGUGGGUUCAGGCUCUUUAAAGGAAACCUUAAUAGCACCGAUUGCGGCUGUCCUCCUCUUAAUCCUUAUCGGCAGUCCCCGGCAGGCUCGGCCUGCGUAAUACCAGCUGCUUGCAAGGAAUCCAGCGGCGUAAUUUCUACCCUCGGGGUCCGGGUUUAAGGACGGGGUCCGGGUUUAAGGACACGGUCCGGCCUGACAGAAGCGUGUCCCAGGACAGUCUGUGUGCCAUUGAUUUGUGCAGUGAGGCGUCAGUAUGUACCCCUCUGGAGGGAUCUCAACUCGCAUACAGGCGGACAGGCUGAAGGCGGACGGGAUGGGCUCCAUCGAGCAGGCCGUGAAGUUCCUCAACCAGGACUACGAGGCCCUCAAGCAGGAGUGCCUGGAGAGCGGCUGCCUCUUCGAAGACCCCUGCUUCUCGGCCGAGCCGGCCUCGCUCGGCUUCAAGGAGCUGGGCCCCAACUCCUCCAAGACCAGGGACGUGGAGUGGCUGCGUCCCACAGAGUUGGCGAGUGAACCCCAGUUUAUUGUGGGCGGAGCCACAAGGACUGACAUUUGCCAGGGGGCCCUGGGGGAUUGCUGGCUUCUGGCAGCCAUUGCCUCGCUCACCUUGAAUGAAAACGUGCUGCACCGCGUCGUCCCUCAUGGCCAGACCUUCGAGGAAGACUAUGCUGGAAUCUUCCAUUUCCAGUUCUGGCAGUUUGGCGAGUGGGUGGACGUGGUGAUCGAUGACCGGCUGCCGGUGAAGGCCGGGGAGCUGAUGUUUGUCCACUCGGCCGAGGGCAAUGAGUUCUGGAGUGCCCUGCUGGAGAAGGCCUACGCCAAGCUCAAUGGCUCCUAUGAAGCGCUGUCCGGGGGCAGCACCACCGAGGGGUUCGAGGAUUUCACGGGGGGCGUGGCAGAGAUGUACGAGCUGCGGAAUGCCCCCAGGGACCUCUAUAAGAUCAUCAGCAAGGCCCUGGACAGGGGCUCGCUGCUCGGCUGCUCCAUCGACAUCACCAGUGCCUUCGAUAUGGAAGCUGUGACCUUCAAGAAGCUGGUGAAAGGCCAUGCGUACUCCGUGACCGCGGUGAAGCAGGUAAACUACCAAGAGCAGAUGGAGAGGCUGAUUCGCAUCAGGAACCCCUGGGGGCAGGUGGAGUGGACCGGGGCAUGGAGUGACAACUCCCCUGAGUGGGAUGAGAUCGACCCGUCCGAGAGGGAGGACUUGCAUCUGAAGAUGGAAGAUGGGGAGUUUUGGAUGUCCUUCCAGGAGUUUCUGCGGCAGUUUUCCCGUCUGGAGAUCUGCAACCUGACGCCAGAUGCCCUGAACGAGGACACCCCCAGCUUCUGGAACACCAUCAAAUUCCACGGUUCGUGGAGGCGGGGCAGCACGGCGGGCGGCUGCCGGAACCAUCCCAGCACCUUCUGGAUCAACCCGCAGUACAAGAUCACCCUGCUGGAGGAGGACGAUGACCCAGACGACGACGAGGUGGCCUGCAGCUUCCUGGUGGCCCUCAUGCAGAAGGACCGACGGCGGUACCGCCUGCACGGGCAGGACAUGCACACGAUCGGCUUCGCCAUCUACGAGAUUCCAGAUGAGUUCAAGGGCUGCCAGAACAUUCACUUGAAGAAGGACUUCUUCCUGACGCACUCGUCGUGCGCGCGCUCUCAGACCUUCAUAAACCUGCGGGAGGUGAGCACACGCCUUCACCUGCCCCCAGGGGAGUAUCUCGUGGUGCCCUCCACCUUCGAACCAAGCAAAGAGGCCGACUUCGUGCUCAGGGUCUUUACCGAGAAGAUGUCCGAGACAGAGGAGCUGGACGAUGAGAUCUCGGCCGACCUUGAAGACGUCGAGGAAAUCACAGAGGACGACAUUGAUGAUUCCUUCAAGUCUAUGUUUGCGCAGUUGGCCGGAGAGGACAUGGAAAUCUCUGUCCAUGAGCUCAGGACCAUCCUUAACAGGGUGGUGUCCAAACAUAAGGACUUAAAGACAGAUGGCUUUAGUAUGGAAUCCUGCCGGACCAUGGUUAACCUCAUGGAUAAAGAUGGCAGCGCCCGUCUUGGGCUGGUGGAGUUUCAGAUUCUGUGGAAUAAGAUCAGAAAAUGGCUGGUUCUCUUCAGACAGUACGACCUCGAUAAGUCAGGCACCAUGAGCUCCUAUGAGAUGCGUCUGGCCGUGGAGUCGGCAGGCUUCAAGCUCAACAACAAGUUGAAUGAGAUCCUGGUGGCCAGAUAUGCCGAAAAUGAGGCCAUCGACUUUGAUAACUUCAUCUGCUGCCUUGUCAAGCUAGAAGCUAUGUUCAGGACUUUUCAAGAACUUAACAAAGAUGAGACUGGAGUGGUUGAAAUAAACAUCACAGAGUGGUUAUAUUUGACCAUGUGUGGCUGAGGAAGAAAUCAUUCCAGCAAAGGGUCCAAUGGAUUUCACCUUAGAUAUACUGAAGUCCCACCAUCUCUAUCAUGACUCAACUAACAGUUUUGACCUUUAGUGUCCCUAACCCAGGGGUGGGCAAUCUUAUCCGCAAAGGGCUGGUGUGUAUGCAGGUUUUCGCUGCAACUCCCUAAUUAGGUCACUAAUUAGAGGACUGAUUGGCUGAAGAGUCUUCACACCUGGGUUUGAACACCUGACCUAAAGGUUAUCCCAAAAACCUGCAUACACACCGACCCUUUGCGGAUAAGAUUGCCCACCCCUGCCCUAGCCCCAGAAACACUGUGCUAGUUAUUCAAAAGGACAGCUCACAAGUUCAUGCCAGUACUAGUGCCAUUUUAAACUAUUUUAUUUGAUUAGGGACUUAACAUACUGUGACCUUCUGGAUAUUAUUUUUUUUAAGACUAAAAAAGUAAAAGAACUUAACCAUGCAGUUCAUAGUUGCUUAAUUGUUAACCCAUUCCAGAACAAUUCAUCCAUUGUUGCUGUGCAAAGAAAAUAUCUACUACCUGAUUUAUGAAAAUUACUCCUAACUAAAAAUUCUUUGCUAUAAAAGAACUUACCUGCACUGGUAAGACUAUACGAAAUAACAGGUGAAAAUAAAACUCUUAAACUGCAGUGAUGUUUAAAGGAAAAAUAUUUAAGGGAACUCCUGCAUCCAUUAUUAAUAUUACAAAGCCAAGACCUGUGUUACUCAGUGACCCCACAAAGUCAUAAAGUGGUUGAUUUUUUAUAAAAUAAAUUGCUUAGGAGGAUUAAAAAGGGUUCAUGCAUUGAAAAUUAAGAUCUGGAUAUUGUAAAAUGUACUACAAUCAUCUCUCUCUGAUUUGAUCUCUUGCUGUUCACUCUCAGGACUGGCAUCCAUGUUUACCAUGUAGCCUUAAUUUAAAGAAAGCAAAUGUGAGGCUGCUCAAUUUCUGCAUGCACACCAGACCACAACCUGCUGUUUCUGUCUGUGGUGAUCGCUCCCUAAUUUCAGGGGUACAACAGGGAUUACCUCAAUAACUACCGAUUGUUAGGAAUGCCACACUAUUACUUGACUAACAGAAAUGUGACAAUGUACACACAGAGCACAUAAUAUACAUUUAUUUCUUGCUUGAAUGGACUUUAUUUAGUAUGUUUUAGGAUUCAAAAGCACGUUUUGUUUAUGGGCACAUUGCUUAGGCGUGCCGUAUCUGUGAAGCACUGUUUCAGAGUGUUAUUACAAUAAAAUGUCAAACAUCAAACUUCA
This is a messenger RNA of Paramormyrops kingsleyae, 3944 nucleotides long. Its product is annotated as calpain-1 catalytic subunit-like. The record is from RefSeq and is a predicted model, not a curated record. Gene Ontology annotation, molecular function: calcium ion binding; calcium-dependent cysteine-type endopeptidase activity. Gene Ontology annotation, biological process: proteolysis. Lineage: Eukaryota; Metazoa; Chordata; Actinopteri; Osteoglossiformes; Mormyridae. Gene Ontology annotation, cellular component: cytoplasm.